Molecule: messenger RNA, 1835 nt
Organism: Capsicum annuum
Lineage: Eukaryota; Viridiplantae; Streptophyta; Magnoliopsida; Solanales; Solanaceae
Product: phosphatidylserine decarboxylase proenzyme 1, mitochondrial
Exons: 12
Coding region: 128-1453 (441 amino acids)
Biological process (GO): phosphatidylethanolamine biosynthetic process
Cellular component (GO): mitochondrion
Molecular function (GO): phosphatidylserine decarboxylase activity
Source: RefSeq, a predicted model, not a curated record
AGUCAAAAAAACUGGACAAACUCGGUAAAAUCCUUUCCAUUAUUAGCUAACAACAACCCUAAUUAUAGUACUUACGAAGUUCAGUCCCCAAAAACCCUGUUGAAAGAUUUAGGCAGGGAUAAAGAAGAUGAAAUUUAGGGCUUAUCGUGGAAUUCCUUUCUUCACUUAUAAUGAACGCUUCAAUCAGCGUUUCCAUUUUACCACCUUAUUUCGUAAGGUACAAGCCACUGAAGCUCGGGCUUCACUGAAUCCUGGCGGCAGUAGCAGCAACAGCACUUCUCAGGGUAGCACUCUCUUGUUGCCUGGUGCAACGGUCGCAACUAUAGUUAUGCUUGGUUUUCUCCAUGCUCGACGUCUCUAUGAUGAUCAGAAGAUUGAAGAUGCAAGAGAGAAAGGAACUUUAGAAUUCCAGCCUGAUGUAAAGGCUACUUUCAUGAGAUUGCUUCCACUACGCUCCGUUUCUAGAUUCUGGGGUACCUUGACCAGUGUGGAACUUCCGAUGUGGCUGCGGCCAUCUGUUUAUAAAGGAUGGGCUCGGGCAUUUCAUUCAAACUUGGAAGAAGUAGCAUUGCCUUUGGAAGAAUAUGCAUCUUUACGAGAGUUCUUUGUCAGAAGAUUGAAAGAGGGUACCAGACCUAUUGAUUCAGAUCCAUGUAGUCUGAUUAGUCCAGUCGAUGGUACUGUUCUACAAUUUGGAGAGCUGAAAGAAGCUGGGGCUAUGAUUGAGCAAGUCAAAGGAUUCUCUUAUUCUGUUUCUUCGCUCCUUGGAACCAGCUCUCUCCUUCCCAUGACUCUGGUUGAUGACAGCACAAAUCAAGAUGGUGGGAAGGAAGGUUCUAUGGAUGAUGCGAAUCAGAAGUCCUGGUGGAGAGUUUCAUUGUCUUCUCCUAAAGUCCGAGAUCCUGCACCAGCACGUCCAAUGAAAGGUCUCUUUUACUGUGUAAUUUACUUGAGAGUUGGAGAUUAUCACCGCAUACACUCACCAGCUGAUUGGAAUGUUCUUGGUCGUCGACAUUUCUCUGGUCGUCUCUUUCCCGUGAAUGAACGUGCUACAAGGACAAUAAGAAAUCUAUACGUAGAGAAUGAAAGGGUUGUGCUUGAAGGUAAAUGGCAAGAAGGUUAUAUGGCAAUGGCAGCCGUAGGUGCAACAAAUAUUGGUUCCAUUGAGCUUUUCAUUGAACCAACUCUGCGAACAAAUAGGCCGUGGAAGAAGCUGCUUCAUCCAGAACCUCCUGAAGAACAGGUAUAUGAACCCAAAGGCACUGGUGUUUUGCUGAAGAAAGGAGAUGAGCUAGCAGCGUUCAAUAUGGGUUCAACGGUGGUAAUGGUCUUCCAAGCUCCGAUCUUACAACCUUCUGCAGAUAAAAGCACGUCAACAGAAUUCAGCUUUUGUGUUAAAAAGGGGGACAGGGUCCGCGUGGGAGAGGCCCUGGGCAGGUGGCGUGAUCCCUAGUUACAAUAUCUUAAUUACAGAAUUAAGGGUGCUAAGUUUGUAUUAUAGAAAAGCCUUCUAGGGACAACCCCCCCCCCCCCCCCCCCCCGGCCCCGAGGUCCCAAGAAAACAAAAUUUUGUUGCAGGUAAGAGUACAGAUCUGGAAAGGUCUUCAUUCUGUUACAAUAGUAUGAGGUAACUCCAUUUUAUUACUAGUAAUUGAAUACAUUAUCAUUUUACACAGUAUUUUCAGAAUACUAUCAAAAAGAUAUCCCAGUAAUUGUAUACAUUAUCAUUGUAAUGGAGGGAGCAUGACAGUGCUGUGAAGAGAGUUGCCUGCCUUUAGUUUAGAGGAAAGAUUUGGUACUUCAUAAAAGUAAAAGAAAAUCACCUUUUGUUUAAA